GUGCUAAACAACCUCGCUGCGACCGAACCUCUGAUCCGUCAACCACAGCAGCAUCCUCUCCGAGAAGGUCUGACCGUCUCGCCGUGAAGUGCAACUCGACCUGAAACGACUACAUUGGUGCUGUUCCGCCCUUACUGCCUCCCAUCACUACAGAACCCCGGCAGGAUGUGCCCUUCCCCCGCAUAAUCGACCUAUUCCGCCAUUCCCUCCCCUCGGACGCUGAAUCUCCCUGUUCACGAUGGACUACUCUGCGGUAUCGACCGAAGCCGACGCGCUUCAUGGCUCAUCCCCAUGGGGCUCGUCUUCUCCGCGAGCAGACCGAGGAUUCCCUACUCCCACCGCCGAGUCCCCAGAAUCACCUGCUCCGGUUCGAGGACAUUCAUAUAACCAGUCGCAAGAUAGCAUUCCUGAAAGUCCCUAUUUAUCUCAGCCGAGUAACUCCAUCCAGGGACAGGGAGCAGAAGUCUCACAGCCUCAACAAGGCUCCGGAUCAUCCGAGCAGGGCCAAGAAGCUCAGCAGGACGCCCAGGCCCCUGGAAAUAUCCAACGGAACGCUGGGCAACCUCAGCAGCGGCCGGGCACGGCGGCCAGAUACCAUAAUACAAAGCAACAGAGACCGGUGCCCCAAUAUAAAUUACAGGCCAAGGUGACAGCCCUGGAAAGGAUUGGGCGCAAAGAUCCCGUCAUUAGGUUUGACGUCUAUACAAAUCUGCCCAAGUUCCGCACAACCCAGUUUCGCGAUGUUCGUCGAACUCAUUCCGAGUUUGUCAAGCUCGCGGACCAUUUAAUCUCGUCAAACCCAGAAGCACUUGUGCCUGCCGUGCCUCCUGCCAUCACAUCAGCUGGUGCAGGGACCGAUGAAGAUGAGGCUAGAGUCAAGGCGUCGAUCCAAAGAUGGUUGAAUGUCGUCUGCAGCAAUGACGUACUUAUGCGCGAUGAAGAAAUGGUCUUCUUCGUUGAAAGCGACUUCGGAUACUCGCCAGUGGUGAGGAUGAAGCAGCCUGCCACAGGGGUCAGACGGAAGGUUUUAAAGCAGUUUGCCCCUCCACCAGAUGACACGCCGGAGCUCCAACAGGCUCGGCCAGUUGUCAAGAUGUUUUAUCUGGGCACGUUAGAUGCGAGCCAGAAGCUGGAAAAGGUGGUCAAAGCUAGAAGAGCACUCGGCCUUGCCGAAUCAUCAUUAGGCGAGAAAAUGGGCCAGAUGCAUGUGCAGGAGACGCACCCAGGUCUUUCUACAGCAUACCGCAAGCUCGGACGCAUCAUCCAGACAUGUGGCGAUUACCAUGCCGCACAGGGCACGGCCGAAGCGACCACUUUGGGCGACGCCCUGGCCUAUCACUCCUCCGAUGCAUUUAUUGUCAAGGAAACAUUGACGAAUCGACAUAUUCUGUUGCGAGAGCUGCUCCAAGCCGAGUCAUCUCGUCGCAGCAAGGAGAAUGCAGUGCAGCGGCUUAAAAGCAGCUCCAAUGUCCGUCGAGACAAGGUGGAUGAAGCGAUCUCGGCGCUAGACGAGGCCAUCAGCCAGGAAACGUAUCUUCGUUCCAAGACGCAGCGGGUGACGGCCAAUCUGCUGCUCGAGAAGCGAAGAUGGUUCGAGCGCACCUCCAACGAGUUCUUGUUCUCGCUUCGCGAAUAUGUCUUGCGCCAGAUCGAGGCGGAGCGUCGCACGCUGGCAACGCUCGAGUCGGUCCGACCAGACAUCCGCGCCAUCGACGCCUCAGGCGGCCUGAGCAGACUGGGACGCGAGAAUCAUCCUACCGUCCGCAGAGUCAGUCUUGCCAGCAGCCAGAGCUCCAAGGGUGAUGCUUGGAGUGGUGUGCCUAGAGCCCGCGACUCCAUGACUCGCAGCAUGAGCGGCAGUUUCGGUGGUCCAGGCGCCGCCAUCCCAGAGGUCGCUGAUGACGGCAGUAUUAAUGGAGACGGGUCCCUGCGUGGAGCUGCGGGUGCUGCUGGUCGACCGCGCAGUGCCACUGGUACCGCAAGCUUGGAGCGCGUUCAAGAGGACGAAGGUGACGACCGCGUCGAUGCUAAGAACGCGGCGAGUCGGCUGGCCCAAAGCACUUUUUAAAAACAGUAUCUUCUCUCCCCCCUCUAAACCCUCCUGUUUUGGUCUGCAAUGAUUACUACGACCAAAACACAGAUUAACCAGCCCAGGCAGGUGGCACAGUCAAGGCGGGAGUGAGUGUAGCACACAGCAAGGAGAAAAGCAAGCGAGAGGGAGGGGAGAGACACCACUGCAGUGUUUCUUGGACAUUGAACAUAGAAAUUAUUGGCAUAGCAUCACUUACCCUAUCGACGAACUCGAAACUGGAAUCCUCGAGGACGUCUGCUUUUCC
Molecule: messenger RNA, 2336 nt
Organism: Exophiala dermatitidis NIH/UT8656
Lineage: Eukaryota; Fungi; Ascomycota; Eurotiomycetes; Chaetothyriales; Herpotrichiellaceae
Exons: 3
Coding region: 239-2068 (609 amino acids)
Biological process (GO): intracellular protein transport; retrograde transport, endosome to Golgi
Cellular component (GO): retromer complex; retromer, tubulation complex; endosome
Molecular function (GO): phosphatidylinositol-3-phosphate binding
Source: RefSeq, a predicted model, not a curated record